Molecule: messenger RNA, 4949 nt
Organism: Musa acuminata AAA Group (dessert banana)
Lineage: Eukaryota; Viridiplantae; Streptophyta; Magnoliopsida; Zingiberales; Musaceae
Product: omega-hydroxypalmitate O-feruloyl transferase
Exons: 10
Coding region: 3346-4794 (482 amino acids)
Molecular function (GO): acyltransferase activity, transferring groups other than amino-acyl groups
Source: RefSeq, a predicted model, not a curated record
CUCCGUAAUAUUCGAAGCCUCAGGGUGAAAUUUUGGUGUCUGAGAGCUGCUCAUGGUGGCCGUUUGGUUCUGAUGAUUCCAUCAUUUACGUGGAAUUCUCCUAAAUUGGUGAUCUCUCCUCCUCUUGAUUCCCGAUUGCGUGCCCUGGUUUCGUUUUUACUCCCAGCUCCGAUCUGUUGGCAAAGAUCUAGGGUUUCUAGGUUUAUUGCUGCAUAAAAGAAGAUCUUUUUAAGCCAAAUGAUUGCCAGUUUGGACGUUUAUCUUGCAGCAUAAAAGAAGAUUAAUGUGGAGAGAGACUGUUAAGCAAUUUUUUUCUGAAGAAACAUUUACAGGAAGUUAGCCCUCCAGCGACACCCUGACAAGAACAAGUCCAUAGGGGCAGACAGUGCUUUCAAGCUCAUGUCUGAUAAGAAUUGGAAAAUGGAAUAUGACCAGUUGAGAAAUGUUAAUGGUUUUCGAAACCAAGGUUCUCAACCGAAUGGAGAUCAUUCUGUUCGUAGUUCUGCCAUUGGUUUCUGCUCAUUUUCCCACACCACAUUGUCCAAUAAAGGGCCUCAAAAUAGCAACAGUUCAAUUUGAACAGAUUUUGGACAUCAUGCGAUUAUUGAAGAAUGCAGUAUGAAUACUCUAUGAUUUUCUUUAAUCACAAUCUUUUAUAUCCCAAUUGCCAUCAAGCCUUCGUGGCUAUUGAGCUUGGAAUUCCAGGUAAUGCAGCAAAUUCUUCUAUUUCUUGGUUAGCUAAGCGAUGCCCACAGAAUUUGAACCAUAAUUACAUUGCUGAAAAUUGCUGGUUUCAAAGCGGGCCCAAAGGAGGUUAAUAGGAUCACAAAAGAAGAGAUGUUUCAAUUUUCGCAUCAGGUACCUUCUUAUUUGCUUACGGGUGAAGAAGCUCAUAAUGCUCUGAAGGCCUGCUUUGAAUUGGACCCAUCCACAACUCAUGUUGAUCUGAUUUGGAAAUUUUAUAAGGCACAUGAUGAACCUUUGGCAUCAAACAUAGUGGACUUGUUGCAAAAUGAAGUCUCAGCGAGCUUCAAAACUCCAUUUCAUCAUCCCAGGGUAGUUGGGCUAUUCACGAAUCUUAUAUGACAGUUGAUUCUUAUCCCAAUAUACACGGAGGUUGUUGCUGGAAUAGCAAUCAAUUUUUGGAGACCAUAUUAUCUUGUUAGAACCUGAUUUCCAUCUUUACCUUUGAAGGUCGAACUUCCUAUGCCCUUAAAGGAUUCUACACGCAUGUGACUGUCUUCUGCUGGAAUUAUGUCUGCGAAUCAAGUCCGACACCUUUUGAGGUUAAUCAUGAACUCCUCUUGGCAUCAACAAUUUCUUGGCUACUUUCUUCUGAUGAACAGAUUGUCGGAUUAGCCAAAAAUAAAUAGAAGGAGAAAAAAAGGUCCUAAAUAGGUAGAGUAUAUGAUAGAGAUGGCACACAAUAGCUACUUCAUUUAUUGAUACUGACAUGAAUGAGUAGCCACAAUUAACAGGAUUAGGCAACAACUGAAAUAUGAGACAUGAUGCUGGUGAUAGCUACAGUGAAGGAAGAAGGAACUAGUAGCUGUCUUGCUGCUUUAGCUCAGCCUCUCGGGUGGUGGUGGAGUCUCGGACAGAUUCUUUUCUAUAGUAUCAAGGUGCUGGAUCUGUCCAACUACACGAUCAUAUGGAGGGUUCUGCGGAUUUGGACCUGAUGGAACCUGUCGCUGAAUUGGAAGUAGACCUUGCAUCUCAUCAUCAUGUUUUCUGGUAACAUCGAUGGUGCCAGAGGCUAUUUGCAGAUGCUUGACAGGAAAGGCAGUCUGGCUUGUAUCUUCAGCAACAUGCCUGCUACUCUUUUCGAGUCUUCUUCCCAUUGCAUCGCCUGCAGACACAGCCAGAAGAAAUGCUAGAAUAUAAAUGACUUCUCUUUGCUCCAUACCUCUGGUAUGUUGAGUUUUAGAUGGAUCCAUAUGAAUGAGUUCCUGGUCUUUUUAUAGGCCCCUAAAUGUGGAGGGAAGUAUAUAGAUUCAGGAAACCAUGUGUCUUUUUUCUUAUAACCCUAGCAAACUUGUUGUCAUCUACUUUAAUUAGGUAACAAUCUCUUUCUGUGUACUUUAAAAAGCUCUUAUUGCCCUUCUGAUCAGGUUGGCUAGCACUUCAGGUGUCACCCAAAUCAAUCACUUUCUGAUCAUAUGUGGGAGUGGCCAACGUCAAGUAGGAGACAUGAGCGCACAUCAUUACUUGCCAAGUGGUUGGCUAGCACUUCAGGUGUCACCCAAAUCAAUCACUUUCUGAUCAUAUGUGGAAGUGGUCAACGUCAAGUAGGAGACGUGAGCACACAUCAUUACUUUCCAAGUGGUCAGUUCAUUUCUUCAACUCAAAACUCAGUGGAGAAACCAGUAUAAAUUGUUGUAGAUUGGCACUAUUUGAUUCUUAAAAGAACUAUGUAGGAUCUGAAGAUAUGACAAUAGCAGGGGAUCCUUGAUUCCUGGAGCUGUACUCUAUUGGAAAACCACUCUUUUCCAAUGAUCUGUUGGAGGUGCUGUCAUCAGAUCAGCAAGCUUCUGCAGAAGGUACUUCAGUCUUUUCCUUUUUUUAAAGUACAUAUCCUCAGGAAAAUUUUGCUCUCCAUACCAGCUUGAUAUGAUGCAAGCUUAAUAAAGACUCCAAUAAUCUGAACUACCAAAACAUUCAGAGAUGGACUUCCAAUUGGUAGACCAUAUAUCUAGAGCAAGCCAUGGAGAAGAGCUGAGAAAGAAGAGGACACAGUCACAACAACAGAUGAAUGGUGUCCAUAGCACAAGUGCUGCAUACAGGCACAAAGCUUACCUCAAACAGAACAGGGUGAUGGUAAUGGACAAUGCUACUGGGUGCUAAUGUUCAACAGAGACAUGAGAUGAAGAGACAAUGAUGGUUUGGACCCAUAUUAUGGAGACGCUGCUUCCCUUCAUCACAUCCAGUCUGUCUAUAUGGAGUAGAUGAGGUAGCCUGCCUACUAAAGAUUGGUUGGAUGUCAGAAUCUUCACAAUCUUUAGCCAAAGCAUAAGAACUCUAUGGCAGGCAAACAGCAACCUGACAUGCCUCAAGCACACCUCCUAAUUCUGAGCACAGUGACUCACUGGUCAAUCAAUGAAACCUUGUUCAGUGAAACCAACAUACUACAAAUCCCAGGCUGCAGCAUCUCAUCAUUAAUCACCAGCAUCAUAUUUAAUCAGCAGUAACCAUCAUUCCUGAUGUAACUUUGCUUCUUGGACAAAGUGAUAUGGAGUCCUGGGGAUUAGGAGGCCAACCCUACCUACUAUUCAUCAACAAGGAGAUUUUAAUUGGCUGUGGUUGGUUCCAUGCCAGUAGCCAACCCCAACCAAGUGAAACUGAAACAUGAAGAAGAUUUUGAGCUCUCAAACAUGGUUGGUGUACGAUCCUUCAACCCCACCAACCAGCUCAGCACGAUCCGUUGGCACGCAAGAACCAUCACCUCCAUCAUCUCUGGUUGCUCAGGUUGCUCAUCAGAUUCCUCAGCUGUCAAAGAUGGUUGCAGAGACCAGGGAGAUGUUUGAACUCAGCGUGAGGCAAGGGGAAGUAACGCUUGUUCCCCCAGCGGAAGAGACGCAGAAGGGCCUCUACUUCCUCACCAACCUCGACCAGAACAUUGCAGUCAUAGUGCAGACCAUAUACUGCUUCAGGUCGUCGGAGAAGGGGAAUGAGAAGGCUGGGGAGGUGAUAAAGGAGGCUUUGGCGAAGGUCCUCGUUCAUUACUACCCGCUCGCCGGCCGGCUUACGAUCAGCAACGAGGGGAAGCUCAUCGUGGAUUGCACCGGAGAAGGUGCGGUGUUCGUCGAGGCCGACGCAGACUGUGAGAUGGCGGACAUCGGUGACAUCGCCAAGCCCGACCCCAACACACUUGGGAAGCUCGUUUACAACGUUCCUGGUGCCAAGAACAUACUGGAGAUACCUCCACUGGCGGCUCAGGUCACAAGGUUUAGAUGCGGGGGAUUCAUCCUUGGGUUGGCCAUGAACCACUGCAUGUUCGACGGCCUCGGAGCAAUGGAGUUCGUCAACUCGUGGGGCGAAACGGCGCGAGGGCAGCCGGUGUCGGUGCCGCCCUUCAUCGACCGCACCAUCCUCAAGCCACGAGAACCCCCCGUCAUCAGUUUCCCCCACCACGAGUUCGCUGAGAUCGAAGACGUCUCUGACGUCGUGACCGUGUACCAGGAAGAGAUGCUGUACAGAUCCUUCUGCUUCGACCCCGAGAAGCUCGGGCGCGUCAAGAGGAGUGCCAUGGACGACGGGGCCCUGGACAAGUGCACCACUUUCGAGGCGCUCUCCGGACUGGUCUGGCGAGCCCGGACGGAGGCGCUGCUGCUGCAGCCCGGCCAGCAGACCAAGCUCUUGUUCGCGGUCGACGGGCGGUCGCGAUUCGACCCUCCGCUGCCGGAGGGGUACUUCGGCAACGGCAUCGUACUCACCAAUUCCCUGUGCACCGCGGGAGAGCUUCUGGCUCGCCCGCUCUCCUUCGCCGUCGGACUGGUGCAGGACGCAGUCAAGAUGGUCACCGACGAGUACAUGAGAUCCGCCAUGGACUACUUCGAGGCGACGAGGGCGAGGCCUUCUCUGACUGCUACUCUACUGAUCACGACUUGGUCAAGACUGUCCUUCCACACCACGGACUUCGGGUGGGGGGAGCCGGUUCAGUCCGGGCCGGUGACUCUCCCUCAGAAGGAGGUCAUCCUGUUCCUGUCGCAUGGGAAGGAGAGGAAGAGCAUCAAUGUGCUCCUGGGGCUCCCAAACUCAGCAAUGGCGAGGUUCCAAGAGCUCAUGGAGAUAUAGGAAGUCAUGGAGGACGGGUCUUCUACGUUCAUGGAUGUCUGUUUCCGUAGUAACUAUACGCUUAUGCAUUCAUAAUUGUUUCAUCAUUGUGUCAGAUGUGCUAUUGUGGGAAAAACUAUAAUAAGAUGGCGAAUUAUUAAUCUUAUUCUCUUUCA